GUCAAGAAGCUGCAAGGAUGGAGAUCCGACCAGACAGGUUUAAGGCGCAGGCGGGCAAAACUCUGGGGAAAAUUCACAGGCUGAUCGAGAAGCGGCAGCCCAAUGGAGAAACCAUUGAGUUAUCGGCGGAGGGUCGUCCUGAGCUGGUGGAGGAGAAGGAGAUGCCGGUGGUUGACUGCACCUGCUUUGGCUUGCCGAGGCGGUACAUCAUCGCUAUCCUGUCUGGCCUAGGAUUCUGUAUUUCUUUUGGCAUCCGGUGCAAUCUGGGUGUGGCCAUAGUUAGCAUGGUCAAUGACCACACUGUCUACAAAGGCAACAAGGAAGUGCUUGUGGCUGCACAAUUCACCUGGGACCCUGAGACAGUGGGGAUGAUCCAUGGCUCCUUCUUUUGGGGCUACAUCGUCACACAGAUCCCAGGGGGCUUUAUAUGUCAAAAAUUUGCAGCCAACAGAGUAUUUGGCUUUGCCAUAGUGGCCACAUCCACCCUCAACAUGUUGAUUCCGUCUGCUGCUCGCUGCCAUUACAGCUGCGUCAUACUGGUCAGAAUAUGCCAAGGCCUUGUUGAGGGUGUAUCAUACCCAGCCUGCCACGGGAUCUGGGCAAAGUGGGCGCCACCUCUUGAGAGAAGUCGAUUAGCCACAACAGCCUUUUGUGGAUCCUAUGCAGGAGCAGUGGUGGCCAUGCCUUUAGCUGGGGUGCUGGUGCAAUACUCUGGGUGGCCCUCAAUAUUCUACGUCUAUGGCAGCUUUGGGAUAUUCUGGUAUUUGUUCUGGAUUCUGGUGUCGUAUGAGAGUCCCGCAGCCCAUCCCACCAUCACACCAGAAGAGAGGAAGUACAUUGAAGAUGCAAUUGGAGAAUCUGCUUCAUUUCUGAAUCCUCUCCAUAAAUUUAAAACCCCAUGGAGACACUUUUUCACCUCCAUGCCAGUCUAUGCCAUCAUUGUGGCCAACUUCUGCAGGAGCUGGACCUUCUACCUGCUACUCAUCAGCCAGCCGGCCUACUUUGAAGAAGUCUUUGGCUUUGAGAUCAGCAAGGUGGGCAUGGUGUCAGCUUUGCCCCAUCUGGUGAUGACAAUCAUCGUGCCCAUCGGAGGCCAGUUGGCAGACUACCUGAGAACACACAACCUGAUGUCCACCACCAACGUCAGGAAGCUCAUGAACUGUGGAGGUUUUGGGAUGGAGGCCACUCUCCUGCUGGUGGUGGGAUACUCUCACUCUAAAGCUGUUGCUAUUUCCUUUUUGGUCCUUGCUGUGGGUUUCAGUGGAUUUGCUAUCUCAGGAUUCAAUGUCAAUCACUUGGAUAUCGCUCCUCGAUAUGCCAGCAUACUCAUGGGAAUCUCAAACGGGGUGGGAACAUUAUCUGGAAUGGUGUGUCCUCUCAUAGUGGGAGCCAUGACCAAACACAAGACACGCGAGGAGUGGCAGGGAGUCUUCUUAAUAGCUUCCCUCGUUCAUUAUGGAGGGGUGAUUUUUUAUGGAAUCUUCGCAUCAGGAGAAAAGCAGUCAUGGGCGGACAUAGAGGACACCAGCGAGGAGAAGUGCGGUAUCAUCGAUGAGGAUGAACUGGCCAAUGAGACAGAGGAGAUGUACCGCGGAGGCGGGCAGUAUGGAGCCAUGAGCCAGCCGGUCGUUGGUUCCAACGGAGGAGGGGCCGGUGGAGGAGGAGCUGGGGCUGGAUGGGUGUCGGACUGGGAUAAGUCUGAGGAGUAUGUGCAGCCACCUGGAUACAACUCAUACAUGUAUGGGGGAGAAGAGGAGAGGGAGCUGACAUAGAAGAUUGAAGUCAUACAAGUUUUUCAAAAACAACAUAAAGAAAGGAGAAAGAUUGUUUUGGGAAAAGGGAUUGUAAGAAAGUCACUGCUAUACUGACUGGACCUGCUGUGCGCUUUUGUGCAAUAUUUACAGUUGCACAUUUCAAAAGUAUGGAUCUGAUCCAUUCCAUUGUCACACCUGUGUAUGUGAGUUUGUGUUUGUGUGUGUACAUGUGUGCGUGUGUUUAGGUAUGUGCAUGCUGGCGUUGCAGCGGUUCAUGUACACAAACACAUACAGUAUUCAUCUGCAAAAACUGAGCUCAUCUCCCAGACUUCCUUCCUGGUCCUGAGCUCAUUGUGAUUGGUCAGGAGUUGUGUUUCCAUCACUGAGGAGAUAUGUGUGUGUGUGUGUGUGUGUGUGUGUGUGUGUGUGUGUGUGCGUGCGUGCGUGCGUGCGUGCGUGUGUGCGUGCGUGCGUGCGUGCGUGUGUGUGUGCAGAAGUGUGUGACUUUUUGCCUGUACAGCAACUCUCUCAAGCCACUGGCAUUGUGUUAUGUUUAAAAUUUUAUGUGUAAUCCACACAUUUACUUAUUUGCUGGGAAGGCAUCCUUAGGUCCUCAGUUUUGAAACAUAAACCUUUAAACCUUACAACACUGUCCAAAUUUCUAAAUACAACAUGUGAUGUCCCAACUGUACAUUGCUCACACUCGUUUGUCUAGAGUAUAUCACACGCAAGGCUCUCAGAUGUAUAGAAAUCAUAUCAGUUCAGCAAUAAUAUAAUGCACACACUAAACGCAGCCAUGUCCAGCCAUUGGUGAUGCAUCCAGUUGUUUUCCUCUACCACUGAAACAUACGUUUCUGAAGCAUGCAUAGUUCUAGUAUGCUUGCACGUGGUAGAUAACAUGGGUUCAUUUAUUAGUCAUGUUUUAAACUACUUUCAAACUAUUCACUCGAAGAGGAAAAAGGUGCUUACAUGUUGUAUCAGUCUGUGUUUAUGUGUGUGUAAAGCUGUUAAAGCCUGUGUUACAACAGGCUCCCCUUUGUGUGUGUGUGUAUGUGUGUGUGUAUUUGUGUGUUUGAAUGUGCAAAGGUGUGUGUGUGUGAACUUGUGCACAAAGCUGCAUGUGGUGUCUAGCUGAAUCUCACCUGGGUCUGACCUAACUAGGUCACGUCCACGGGUCAUGGGUCACAGGAGUAAUCAUGUAGCAUUUGUGACUUUCCACUUGGUGUGUGUGCCCCCAUUAGAGAGGUGGCCCAGAAUGACAAGUAGAGUGUAAUAGUUGCUUAACCAGUGAGCAACAACAGUUAUAUUAUUCCCAGGCAUCACAGCACGUGCUGCCUCUGCUUCUGCCUUUUUUUUCUGUGUCUCUGUGGCCGCCUCACCCUUUGUCCUCCUCCCCUGUAUGUAACAGGAUGUUCCCUGGCUUCUCCUCUCUGUGCAGGCUGUCUUUAGUACCUACAUGUCAGUCAUGUUUGAAUUGGUGGGUCAGAGCUUUUCAGAUUGCCUAUGUGUGUGUGUUUGUGUGACAGUGAGUGUGUCGCUGUGUUGGGUGCAGGUGCUAAAACAUUGUGCGGUGAGCAUGUUUCAGUGAACACAGCAGUUGCAGUACCCCGCCAUCCCUCUCUUCCUUUUACAUACAAACACACAGGGUGAUAAUUCAAUGCUUCAACUACUUUGUGGAAGUAAGGUGGGAUCUGCAAAAAUCUAUUAUCAUGCAUUAAUAGAGGGUGUGGUGAGAUUUCAUAACAAUCAUGGCCAAUCACACCAGCUCCUCUAAUGCCCUUUAAAAUAAGCACCCUCUCCAUCUCGACGCACUGACAGCUGGGUAAUGGAGUGGAGGGUCCAGAGGGGCUUCUCCUGAGAGAGCACUAGCACUCUCAUACAGGAGAGGAGCUGUCAUAUUGUACAAGCCUCACAGUUUAGCUCUUUGCGUCUGUGCAUACAAUAAAUAAAGCCAACAUACUCAGACAUGAAUUGACAUGUGCAUGCAAGCACGCACAGACACACACACACAAACGCAAUUUUGUGCGUGUGCUCACAGGUCAUGUCAACACACAAGUAAUGUUUUGAAAUUUAAAAGAACAUUUGCAGAAAGCUCUUCACCAGAUCUAUAAUCUAUUUUAACUUACAGAGGGUUUGUGAUUUGAGCUCAAUUUUGAGAAAGAAAAAUACACUGCUGGAAUGUCAAAAAAAUGUUAUUAAUUGAAACGAGGGUCUAAUGGUAAAAUGUGCUGGUAUGUCAAUAAAGGAUUUUUCAAAUGUGAUUUAGGCAUAUUACAAUUUCUUUUGAGUGAAAUGUCUAUAAGACACGAAUGAUUAUUCCUGUGAACAAUUUCAUUUUUAAUUGUUGUGUCGGUGUAUUUUUAAUCAAGUUUCUCUUUGUCUCAGUUAUUGGAUGUUCCAAUGUUGUCCUCCUCCCUCUUGAUGAAAUGUAUGGUGGGAAUCAGUGUAAAGAAAAUAAAUCAAAUAAAAAAAAGGAAAUGAUCAUAUUUAAAAAUGAAAAAUAUA
Molecule: messenger RNA, 4259 nt
Organism: Acanthopagrus latus (yellowfin seabream)
Lineage: Eukaryota; Metazoa; Chordata; Actinopteri; Spariformes; Sparidae
Gene: slc17a7a
Product: solute carrier family 17 member 7a
Exons: 13
Coding region: 18-1772 (584 amino acids)
Biological process (GO): neurotransmitter loading into synaptic vesicle; transmembrane transport; regulation of synapse structure or activity
Cellular component (GO): synaptic vesicle membrane; excitatory synapse
Molecular function (GO): L-glutamate transmembrane transporter activity; neurotransmitter transmembrane transporter activity
Source: RefSeq, a predicted model, not a curated record